Messenger RNA from Durusdinium trenchii, 388 nucleotides. NCBI's taxonomy places the organism in Eukaryota, Dinophyceae, Suessiales, Symbiodiniaceae. The record is from the annotation of a GenBank genome assembly.
GACCUCAAGCUGCAGAAGCAACGGGCUGACAGAACCGCAAGGAAUGCUUUGCAGAAGCAGAUCGAGGCCUACAAGCGUGAGAAUUUUGGCGAAAAGCAGAAGGUUAGAAAAACCACAGCCAAGCCAAAAGCAGCAGCCGCAUUGAAAGCCACUUGCGGCUUAGAUUUGCCGGAGGACCCAGAAUUGCGAGCCGAGGUCAUCAAACAGGCCAUUCAAGAUUCCGAGAAAGUGGAAGAAAUGAUUGGCCAAAUCGUGAAUGCUUGCUCUUUGCCACAAAAGUUGAGCAUUACCAGGUUGGACCAGUCUGGUCGUGGCAGCCGAGCCAAGCAAAUGAAAGAACUACUUCGGCAGGCUGAGGAAGCCGUGAAGAGCGGAGGAAGCGGUGCUG